Molecule: messenger RNA, 768 nt
Organism: Lachancea meyersii CBS 8951
Lineage: Eukaryota; Fungi; Ascomycota; Saccharomycetes; Saccharomycetales; Saccharomycetaceae
Source: the annotation of a GenBank genome assembly
AUGUCCUUCUAUAACCCAGGUAUAAAUACCAACGAGGGUGCUGGAUUUUACCAGCCUAAUACCCCAUUUCAGGUUCCUCAAGGAUCGAUGUCGUUCAGCCAGCAACCCGCGCCAGGACAGGCAUUCUCGCAAGAACCGCUUCCCACGGGACUGCUCAACGCGCUGUCAACCAAAGGAUACCCCCACGAGCUGCCUUUGCUGGAGGAAAUCGGAAUAAAUUUCUCACACAUUUUGAGCAAAACAAAAAUGGUACUCACACCCUUGCAAAGAGCAGAUUCUCUCCCCUUUGAAGUGAUUGCAGACUGCGAUCUUGCAGGUCCAUUGAUUUUCUGUCUUCUGUUUGGCACGCUUUUGCUGGUCGCGGGCAAAGUGCAUUUCGGUUACAUCUACGGCGUGGCUCUCUUUGGCACGGUCUCUUUGCACACACUACUCAAGCUAAUGGGGAAUAACAACAGCACCAACAGCGCAGACGGAGCGCAUCGACAGUCUGACCAGCUAUUUCUCAGAACAGCCUCGAUACUUGGCUACUGUUUUUUGCCGUUGUGUCUGCUGUCUCUGGUCGGUGUUUUCGUCUCGCUCAACAACGUUUUGGGCUACACGCUCGCGCUUUUUUUGUAUGCUGGUGUACGUGGUCCUCCUCCGGGUUUUUCACUGCUGCCAUGCAUCUACACGACACCAGAGUCCUUAUUGCCUACCCACUGUCCAUCUUUUACAGUGUCUUUGCACUUAUGGCGAUAUUCGUUUGAGAGCGUGUAUACGACUAAGUAA